Molecule: messenger RNA, 1824 nt
Organism: Pollicipes pollicipes
Lineage: Eukaryota; Metazoa; Arthropoda; Thecostraca; Pollicipedomorpha; Pollicipedidae
Product: lysosomal aspartic protease
Exons: 9
Coding region: 110-1270 (386 amino acids)
Biological process (GO): proteolysis; cell death
Cellular component (GO): lysosome
Molecular function (GO): aspartic-type endopeptidase activity
Source: RefSeq, a predicted model, not a curated record
GGUGACGGAUGUAAACAAAGAUAGGGUCUGAGUCAGCGGUCUGUGGCUGCGAAGUGCGUUUGACCAGUGGUUGGCUGGGGUUCGCAAGCCAAAUUUGUGUCUGGUCAAGAUGAAGACGGCGAUAGCUUUAUGCAUCGUGCUGUGCGCCUACGGGAGUGUAGAUGGCUUGACCAGGGUGCCGCUGCGCCGCUUCACGUCGGCCCGGCGCGCGCUGCAGGAGGUGGGCACCGCCGUCGAGGUGAUCCGCCGCCGCUGGGGCGCCCCAGGGCCGCACCCGGAGCCGCUCUCCAACUACCUGGACGCCCAGUACUAUGGACCCAUCAGCAUUGGUACACCGCCGCAGAAGUUCCGUGUGGUGUUCGAUACCGGCUCCUCCAACCUGUGGGUGCCGUCGAAGAAGUGCCACCUGACCAACAUCGCCUGCCUGCUGCACAACAAGUAUGACAGCUCCAAGUCGAGCAGCUACACGAAGAACGACACCAAGUUCGCCAUCCAGUACGGCAGCGGCAGCCUCUCCGGCUUCCUCUCCACCGAUACCGUUCAUGUGGGCGACGUUAAGGUCGAGCAGCAGACGUUCGCCGAGGCGCUGAGCGAGCCGGGCCUGGCGUUCGUGGCGGCCAAGUUCGACGGCAUCCUUGGCAUGGCCUUCCCGACCAUCUCGGUAGACGGCGUCAUGCCCGUCUUCAACAAAAUGGUCGAGCAGAAGGCCGUCGGCGACGCCAUCUUCUCGUUCUACCUCAACAGGGACCCGCACGCGGCCGAGGGCGGCGAGCUGAUCCUGGGCGGCUCCGACCCGGCCAAGUACUCGGGCGACUUCACCUACGUGCCGGUCGACAAGCCCGGCUACUGGCAGUUCAAGAUGGACAGCCUGGAGAUCGGCGAUGCGCGCUUCUGCCGGGGCGGCUGUCAGGCGAUCGCCGACACGGGCACCUCGCUGAUCGCCGCGCCCACCGCGGAGGCCGAGGCCAUCAACAAGGCGAUCGGCGCCGUCCCCAUCAUCGGCGGCGAGUACAAGGUGGACUGCAACCUGAUUCCGAGCCUGCCCACCAUCGACUUCGUGCUGGGCGGCCGCAACUUCACGCUGGCCGGCAAGGACUACAUCCUGACGGUCUCGCAGGCCGGCGCCACCAUGUGCCUCUCCGGCUUCAUCGGCCUGGACGUGCCGGCGCCGAUGGGUCCCAUCUGGAUCCUGGGCGACGUCUUCAUCGGCAAGUAUUACACCGAGUUCGACAUGGCGCAGAAGCGCGUGGGCUUCGCCGUGGCCGUGUAGAGGCUGCCCGUCGCGGAGAAAGCGGCGGCCGAGCGGAGGCUGCCGCCGGCCGGCGCGCCGAAAACCGCGGGAGGAAUGCGCGCGGCCGCUGGAGGUGGGGGCGCCACUGCGCGGCCCAUUCAAUCCGGCGUGGCCACGCGGGAGGCCGCCUUUCCGGCGCCGCACGGCAAUCAACCGCUGUUUACCAGGCUAUUCUCACUGCUUACCGACCACCUACAGAUCGCGCUUAUCGCAAGAUGUGAUUUUAUCCCGCCGUGAUAGCUUGUAUUGGCUUUGAGCAUUGUACUCGACACGGGCUGCUCUCCAGUUCGAAUUUGGCGCCCCUCGCCGAUUCAAACGGUGUUGUUCGCCUGUGGGAAGGGAGGGAGGGGACGACCGUUACGGCGCGGCGGCGCGCUGCUGUCGUCUUAUCAAUGGCGGCGGCGGGCCGUGCAUUUCCGGCCGGGGCCCGGCGUGGCCCCGGCGGCAGUGAUGGUGUCUGUACUCGGGGCCAGUGUCUUCUGGCGCGUGACGCGUCGACGUGUCUUGUAUACUGAAUACAUGCAUCAUCUGAA